Messenger RNA from Drosophila simulans, 847 nucleotides. RefSeq lists its product as uncharacterized. Gene Ontology annotation, cellular component: extracellular region. Lineage: Eukaryota; Metazoa; Arthropoda; Insecta; Diptera; Drosophilidae. The coding region runs from base 424 to 720 and encodes 98 amino acids. The transcript has 2 exons. Gene Ontology annotation, molecular function: chitin binding. The record is from RefSeq and is a predicted model, not a curated record.
ACGACACGUGACCACGACCGGGCAUCGGGUGGCCAGGCGGUCUUAGCCACCCAGAGACCGACCCGCACCCACCCUUUGGGUCGCCUCAAGAUCAAGGCGAUUCAGUGCAAAUUCGUGGGCCUCAUACGUAGAUACAUAGAUACAAAGUGCUCGUUGCCCGACAACGAAAAGGCGUAGGAAUCGGAUCGGGAAUCGGCCCUCGAGCCAGAGACCAGCAACGCUAUCUAUGCCCAAAGCAGCGGACGGCGGCGUUGACGUCGUCCGACGGAAUGGUAUUUAAGCGGGAAAUGAUUCGGUAUGACAAAUCAGAAGUGAAAUAACUCAGCAACAGCGCGCAACAGGCUGCUAGCCGUUAAAAAUAACUAACGACCAAGAAAUAGCACAAGAACUCCCCCCCAAGAAAAACCCAAUCACUUGAAGAAGAUGGCCACCGCAUCAGCACAUCUGCCCAUUCAGAAGCGCCGGCCGCACGAGCACAACGGCGAGCCCAGCUGCCAGGGUCUGGAUGAGGUGAACCGCAUGUUCCGCAACUACUGGGAUCCCACGGCCUACUGGGUGUGCGACAAGCAGGGCACACGGGCUCGCCUCCAGCGCUGUCCGCAGUCGCAGCUCUACUCCGAGGAACUGGGCCGCUGCGUCCACUAUGCCGAUUGGGCCUGGACGGAUCCCAAGGAGCCGGCUGGCCGAGCCAAGAUCAGUCAAUCGGUGUCCACAAAUUAGUGAUAGCUUACGGCUAAACUUAAUUUAAUGCUAGUCUAAGACAACCAACCUCAUUAGGCUUACGUCUAUUUUUACAAAAUACCUUUAUUUUUAAUGAAAAUAAGAAAAAAUCAGUACAAAAUCAAAA